UAAACACUAACGGACCGAUAAUUAAGCAGAUUUGGGUGUACAAGGGAGGCAAAGAAGGCAAAGAUCCAGCCGAUCAACGGAGACCCUGGACCAUGGAUUUAACAGCCAGCGAAUCUCUCGCCCUGGGUUUUCGGCUUUGGACUCUGGAGGGGAACGCAAAGAAGGAACUGGCAACGAAAGCAAUCAUUUCCAAGCGGAGAAAGGCCCAGACGAUCGACCAUGGGACUGGCCACUCUGGGUCCUUUGGAGAAAAAAAUGGAGAUCGAGCUUUCAUCGCCAUCAAAUGAGAUUACGUCUCCUUGUCAGGGCAGCACCUGCCUCAUGGAGCCUUGAUCCAGCAACAGUUUUUUUCACAGGGGUUGAUCGGCUGUGGAUCCCAAAUAGGAGAAUUUCGUUGGCUUGGGACUUGUGGUCAGUGGCGUUGAAGCCCUCCAUACUUACAGCGCUUGUGAUAUCGAUCCUAUUGCGCAAUUGGCAAUGCUGUUCCAUCCCCGAUCAUGCAACUUUGACCGGAUAUCGAGACGAUACAUCUGUUAGGGGGGUUGCAGUUGCAAUUGGCAUUGACACACCACCUUUCACUUCCAUCCACGCAAAAGGAAGUGUUGCAAACGGAGACGGGCGGGAAACAUUCCUUGGAGACGAUCCCCUAGGAAAGGGUAUGCGGCGGGGGGGCCCACGGGAUGAUGACGACGGCUGCAGGCCAAUCGCUUGGCAUCAUUUCCUUUUCAUCCGUUUUAGUUCAUUUCAUACUAUACCGAUGGGUCUUUUUGACUUUUUCUUUUCCCUUUUUUUUUUUAUUAUUUUUCUUUUUUACCUUUCCUUCCUUGUCAAUCUUGUCAAUAGCUUGCAUAUAUCCCACGCCACUGGAACAUGGAUGUCUAUGCAUAGAUUUUUAAAAAUAGAUCAUCGAUAUCUGAUAUGCUUCAUUGAUCCUCAAUCUUGGUCGUGGAAGGCGGACUCUCCAUCAAAAGUUCAUCAACAUCACCUGAUUUUGGAAAUUUGUCAGAUACUCUUGGCAUACAUCUCAUACCAAAUUGAGGAACUGAUAACGUGACGUUGUAUAUAUAAAAGAUGGUGCAGGAGAGACUUGGGAGAGUGGAAAUUUGGAAUAUAUCCAACUCAGCUUCAAUAGCUAUCACCACUUCGAGCAACCUACAUUGCAAAGGGGCAUAUAGACAUGCGGUGAAAUAGACUAAUAUCUCCCCCAACUCCAGGGGAGAAGACAUUUAGACCUAGACCCUGUACUAGGGUCUGGCAUGUUCUAGCCGUGCCUCAAAUUUGAUAGCAGCAAGGUGCCAUGAAAAGCCACCGAAACCUUGCAGGGUGUGUGACACAUUAUGAUUGACUUUCUCACUAAAAGGGGAAAGAACCUAUACAUAGUAUACACUAUCGAGCCAUGGGCUUGGUCACUUGAAACAGAUGGUCUGUGGUCGCUCCGAAUGGGCUUGUAGAAACAGCGAUCCGAAGAAGUAAUAAUACGGAGUAACUACGGAUACUACAGAGAGUAUUAAUAAU
Messenger RNA from Aspergillus pseudotamarii, 1515 nucleotides. RefSeq lists its product as uncharacterized. Lineage: Eukaryota; Fungi; Ascomycota; Eurotiomycetes; Eurotiales; Aspergillaceae. The transcript has a single exon. The coding region runs from base 284 to 1054 and encodes 256 amino acids. The record is from RefSeq and is a predicted model, not a curated record.